Molecule: messenger RNA, 1488 nt
Organism: Cylicocyclus nassatus
Lineage: Eukaryota; Metazoa; Nematoda; Chromadorea; Rhabditida; Strongylidae
Source: the annotation of a GenBank genome assembly
AUGCACUUCGGAAGCUACUUCAUGUCACAAAUGGCCACUUUAUUCAUUCUUUGUUCAAUUUUCGUUACUGGCAUGACCGCUGUACAAGGACCAACAUUCAGAAGAGGACUGAAGAGUGAGCUUCCGAGGUACCUGAGGAUGGCACCAUCAAAGGCCGUCGAUCUCUCAGCAGCAGCAGUUUCUCAAGGCACGUCUUUCGUGUUUUCUUUCUUGAACAGCCAUAUCAGUGCAAAGGACACUUCAUACACAGAGAAUCUUUCGGUGACCAUCACGAAUCCAGGGACUGUGGACGCCACAGUAACGAUCAGUUCACCAUUCCCGCUUUUCCAGAACGCUACUGUAACUGUGGGUGGCGGUCAAACAAAAACGGUAAACAUAGAUCCUCCAAGCAUUCAAACCGAUUACAUGGAUCAAUACCUUCAAAAAGCAGUUGUGGAGAACAAGACGUUAUUCGUAAACUCAAAUGUUUCAAUCUCGCUGGUUGCCACCAAUAGUCUUUCCCAGGGCGGUGGAGAGGACAAAUUUGUCGUUUUGCCGAUCUGCCAAUUGGGACAAGAAUACCAUAUUGUCGGAGACGAGUCUGCCAGAACUUUCCAGAGUUAUCAAUCAACGAAUAUUCUUACUAUAAUUGCUGUGGAAGACAAUACCACGGUAUCAAUGAACUACCUCUACGAAACUCCUACAACGCUAAACCGAGGCCAGCAACUGACUAUUGCUACAUACUACAUGGCCACUACCAUUGCUGUUACUUCGAAUAAAAAUGUAGCUGUGCUGUCAGGAUCGGUAUGUGGCUACGGAUAUUACAAUCCAAGUCACUGUAGCUACGAGGCACUCAUGUUGGCUCCAUCAUCAAGCUGGGGAAAUGAAGCGCCGUUCUACAAGUAUCUGCCAGAGGACUUGGGAGAGUUCAUGGUCCUCUUUGAGAAUAAUAAUACUGACGUCUACUUCGAUGAGCAGAAGCUCUCCAUUGGGCCGUUCAAUCACGAUAACUAUCUUAUUGCUGCCACAGAGACUGGAGUGUACAUACGAGCCACUGGACCAAUCUACGUCGUUGCUGUUGGCAGCACGAACACGCAGAACCAAGGCGCUCCUUUCUUUGCAAAUGUGCCAGGAAGCAGCACUUUCGGACAAGGACCGUAUACUUUCGGGGUAGCAACGACACUUGAUGAACAGCUGAAUAUGAAGCAUUACGUUCGUGUGACAUGUUCCAGUUUGGCAUGCCUAGGGACUGUCAAAGUUGACAACUAUAUUCCUAAUGGACUACUCUAUGUCAGAAUGGGUCGCAGCAACUAUUAUUACGUUGAUGUAGCUGUGAAAGCUGGUCAACAUACCGUUUCCUUCAUUGGUCCUGAUACGCCGGGGGCACCCAUCAGUUUCGGUGUGACUGUGUACGGUUAUGGACAAACUCGAGGAUAUGCGUUCACUCCUGGACUGAAUUAUCAGAGUUCUGGAACUUGCUGAAAGAUUGCAUUGGAUGGAAUUAUGAAG